AUGGGUUUCACAUUAUCAAAUUUCACAGGUGAUCCAUUUGCUAUAUCUACUAUAUCAUUCGGUAUUAUAUCUUGGAUCGUAGCUUUAGCUGGAGCAGCAGCAUCAGAACAAUCUUCAUUUCCACAUUUUAGUUGGUGGGGGAUAGCUUAUCAAAUUGUUAUAAUUUUAUUAAUUUUUUUAUUAUAUUUAAAUAAUAAUAUUGAAUUAUAUAAAUUUACAUUAGUUGGUUUGGUUUCAAUUGCAUUUAUUUAUACUACAAAUUCAACAAAUAAUUUAAUUUAUAAUUCAAGUUCAAGUGGUAAUUUAUGUUGUGCCGCUGGUUGUAUAUUAUUAAGUAUAUUAAAUUUAAUUUGGAUAUUGUAUUUUGGAGGACAUCCAGAAUCUCCAACAAAUCAAUUUAUUGAUUCAUUUAGUUUAAAAAAUCAUGCUCAUGAACAUUUAGACUCGACUAAUAUGCAACCAAAUUUGAAAAUUGAAUCUUAUGAUGAUGGUUCAAAUAUGAAUAGUAAUGAUAAAAGAUCAAGUCAACAAGAUUAUAGAAGACAUAUUUCCCCAGUACAAAUACCAGAAAAUAAUAACCUUGAUAAAUCAACAACAAACAAUAAUCAAUAUGUAACAUCUUCAAAUUUAGCUGGAUUGGAAAAUUUCAGUUCACAAGAUAUUCAUCGUGAUUUAACAUCAAUAAACAAUAAGAAUUCAAAUACAAAUAAUACAGGUACAAAUACGACGAAUAUUACAAAUAAAAGAUCUAAUUUAUAUAGUGAUUCAGAAGCAGGUACAGGUAUAAUUUUUAGAUAUAAAGCAAAAGCAUUAUAUACAUAUGAUGCAAAUCCUGAUGAUAUAAAUGAAAUUUCAUUUGUUAAAGAUGAAAUUUUAGAAGUUGAUGAUAUAGAUGGUAAAUGGUGGCAAGCAAGAAGAGCAAAUGGUCAAGUAGGUAUAUGUCCAUCAAAUUAUGUAAAAUUACUAGACAGUUAG
Insectozyma verbasci is the source of this 975-nucleotide messenger RNA. The record is from the annotation of a GenBank genome assembly. NCBI's taxonomy places the organism in Eukaryota, Fungi, Ascomycota, Pichiomycetes, Serinales, Debaryomycetaceae.